AUGAAAACAAAACAUCGAUCGACUCCCUCAUGGAAAACCCCCUCAUCCUCAUCCAGGCACGGAGAAGUAGUUGUCACAAGGACUCGGAUUGGACACUCAUCCCGUCUAACACACCUGCACCUCAUAACUAAAGAAGACUUCCCGACCUGUGAACUCUGCUGCGACAAAGAACUGACGAUCAAACACAUCCCACUAAAAAAUGCCCAGAGUUCAACGGCUCCAGACGAAUUCUCGGAAACCCAUCAACAAUAG
Messenger RNA from Macrosiphum euphorbiae (potato aphid), 252 nucleotides. The record is from the annotation of a GenBank genome assembly. Lineage: Eukaryota; Metazoa; Arthropoda; Insecta; Hemiptera; Aphididae.